AUGCAACAAGAAAUGGGACAAAUAACUUCCCCGAGCUUGCCAUGCCUCCACAGGAAACUCUCCGGUCUCAUCUCCGCCAACGUGCGGCGCGACCGCGCAGAACACGCCCGUAAAAACGCCCUCGUGGACCAAGGGAUCGGCCUGGCCAUCGACGCGCAGGGGUCCGACGACUACGACUACGCCGUGGUCCUCGCGGACCUCUAUAGUCCCACGGACACGGACCUCAGCACUCUACGCGGGGUGCUCGAACUUGCGCGCGCGCAGCUCCGCAGCCGCCAUGAGUGCAAAGCCUGGGCGAACCCUCGCGGCAAGAAUUCCGCGGAGGCCCUCCGUGUGCGCUUCUGGCUCCAGACCCGUGCGUACACGGCGGCUGAAAUCUAUCAGGAAUAG
Messenger RNA from Aspergillus melleus, 390 nucleotides. RefSeq lists its product as uncharacterized. The transcript has a single exon. NCBI's taxonomy places the organism in Eukaryota, Fungi, Ascomycota, Eurotiomycetes, Eurotiales, Aspergillaceae. Bases 1 to 390 code for a protein of 129 amino acids. The record is from RefSeq and is a predicted model, not a curated record.